AUGUGGGUAAAACAGUUAUUAAGGAUGAUUAAUGAAAUAUCUGCCUUGACACAUAGUUGCUUAGACAUACAAACUCGAUUUACCAAGAUAGUUAUUCAUUUCAGAAAUCAAUUGCCCAAUAGAAUUUCUUGGCAUGAAUUGGGUAUUCAUGUCCGAGCAGCACAGAGAUGGGUUAAACGUUAUUACGAAGACCCUGGAAGCAUCUUCGAAAAGAAGAGAAAGUCAAGUCGGCGUCGUAUUCUUGGAGAAGAUCAUAAGCAGUUUCUUUUAAAUUACAUUGAUGAGAAUCCCUCUGCUCUUGUAAUUGAAGUGACAGAAAGUUUGACACAAAUUUUUGCGGGUCUUAACGCUUCUCGCAGCACUAUUUAUAGCUUUAUGGCAACUGAGCGCAAUCUAUCUAUUAAGCAGGCACAAUUCCAGCCUGUAGAAAGAAACAGCGAAGAAAAGAUUCAACAAAGGUACCAUUGGGUACAAAAGUGGCAGCAAACCGACUUGGAUUUCACAACAAAUUGA
Molecule: messenger RNA, 513 nt
Organism: Phycomyces blakesleeanus NRRL 1555(-)
Lineage: Eukaryota; Fungi; Mucoromycota; Mucoromycetes; Mucorales; Phycomycetaceae
Product: Homeodomain-like DNA binding domain-containing transcription factor
Exons: 3
Coding region: 1-513 (170 amino acids)
Source: RefSeq, a predicted model, not a curated record